GCGCACAAAGUCGUCCAUCUCUUUCCUCUCUCUCGCUCGUGUUGGAGUUCUAACGAUGGGGAUCAGCGGGUGGCGCCGUGGGCGGAUCAUUGGCCGGGGGACCUCCGCUACCGUCUCGCUCGCCACUUCGGUGCCCUCGGGGGAGGUCUUCGCGGUCAAGUCGUCGGAGCUCUCUCGCUCUUGGCUCCUGCAGAGGGAGCAGAGGAUCCUCUCUGCGCUGGAUUCGCCGUUCGUCGUCUCUUAUUUUGGUUUCGACGUCGCCGCCCAGACGCCCGGAGCCGGUCUCUGCUAUAAUCUUUUCAUGGAGUACGCUCCCCGGGGCUCGCUGUCCGACGAGAUCAGGAAGCAGGGCGGUCGGCUUGACGAGCUCGCCAUCCGAUCCUACGCAUGCGACAUCCUCGGCGGGCUGGCUUACUUGCACUCCAACGGCGUCGUCCAUUGCGAUCUGAAGAGCCAGAACGUCUUGAUCUGCUCCGGUGGGCGGGCCAAGGUUGCGGACUUUGGGUGCGCGCGGAGCGCAGAGGAGGAGGACGAGGACGAGAGGGGAUGGAUGAGGGGCACGCCGAUGUUCAUGGCGCCGGAGGUCGCGCGGGGGGAAGAGCAGAGCGCGCCAGCUGAUAUCUGGGCCCUGGGAUGCACCGUCAUCGAGAUGGCCACCGGACGACCCCCAUGGCCGCUCGUCUCGGACGCCCUUAGCGCUCUCCACCAGAUCGCCUUCUCCACCGACGUGCCUGAGUUCCCGCGAUGGAUCUCCGAGGAGGGAAGGGACUUCUUGAGCAGGUGCUUGAGGAGGGAUCCUCUGGAGCGGUGGACGGCGGAGCAGCUGCUCCAACACCCGUUCGUUGCCGCGUCUCGUGUCGCCAAUCCUCCAUCGAAAUCCGACUGGAUUUCUCCUAAAAGCACUCUCGAUCAGGCUUUCUUGCAGUCCCUCUCCGACGACGACGACGACGGCCAGGUGCUGGACCAAACAGAGGAGGACCCAUUCGAGAGGAUGCAGAGCCUAAUCGGAGACGCUGCUCCCAACUGGACGUGGGAUGAGAACUGGGUGACGGUGAGAAGUAAUGGUGGCUUUCCGGUGACCGAAUCCAUCACCGAAGACGGGAGACCAACAAAUCCAAUCACGGAUAGCAGCGAACAGCUCAUGCUCAGCACGAACCCCAUGGCGACAGGGCAUGUCCGUGACAACAGUUCAAGCGACCAUAACUUAUCUGAAACAAGUGUAGUUCCAAUAGCAGAGGGACUCAUCCUCACAUGUAAAACAGAGACUUGUAACUUCGAGAAUGCCAACUUUUACUCGAUGAACAAGAAGGAACGCACUCAAGCUCCUUUUGGCCAUCAUACUCCGAUCUUUCCGUCUACGAUGUCCAAUUCUUAUCUUUGGAUUAAUGCGCCGCUACAGCUCCUCAGUCACUAGAAAACAAAAACUGGUUACCACGCAUAGAACGGCGAUCACGUUGACAGUAGGAAUAGUCGGCUGGGAGAAACAGCGGUGGAUAUUACAAAUCUGUCAGUGUCACAGCGCAGCAGACUACAGAAGAAGAUGGCGUUGAGCAAUCCAAGUUACACAGUCUGGCCUUGCUUUCAAUGCACGGCGCUCGGCACAUGAUUCGUGCCAAUCUGUUGAGCUCCGAAUCUAAUAGACCACCGCAGAACAUUACAUUAUAUUAUGACCGCCGGUCGUUGGCUGACGUUUGAUGACGUGGAACUCGUUCGUCAUCGCAGCAAGGUUACGGUGACCAGAUGUCGUCAGCGAUCUGCGCACCAACUUAGCAGUAGUACUUAAAGACUAGU
Musa acuminata subsp. malaccensis (wild Malaysian banana) is the source of this 1791-nucleotide messenger RNA. Its product is annotated as mitogen-activated protein kinase kinase kinase 18-like. Gene Ontology annotation, biological process: signal transduction; protein phosphorylation. Gene Ontology annotation, molecular function: protein kinase activity; ATP binding. Lineage: Eukaryota; Viridiplantae; Streptophyta; Magnoliopsida; Zingiberales; Musaceae. The record is from RefSeq and is a predicted model, not a curated record.